AUGCGUUUCAUAAAGAAUUCAAAAGAAUUUUUUAUUCGUUUAUCACCAAAACAACGAUGGUUAUUGGCGUUGGGGACACUGCUAGCUAUUGCGCUGGUUGUGUUGUUCUUUGUAUUUGAAGAACCGAUCAUGAAAGCGCUUGCACCACUUGCAGAAACUGUUCGGUCAUCACGAUAUGGGUACUUUAUAAUGGGUGGAUUGAUUGCUCUCUCGAGUUUUCCUCCGCUUCCGGGCUACAGUGCGUUAAUUCUAGUCUGCGGUUUUAUCUACGGCUUCCCACUAGGCUUCGUCCCAGCAUUUGCAGGAGCGGUCAUUGGAGCGAUUGGUUCUUUUUGGCUGUUUAGAAAGGCGUUAACAGGAUAUGUAAAACGAUUACUCGCUAAGCAGGGGAAAUUUGCUGCUUUAUCCUUGGCUGUUGAAGAGGGUGGAUUUAAAAUAAUCUUUUUAAUCCGUCUAAGUCCCUUUCCCUACACCUACUCCAAUGCAUUCUUCGCCUCCUUGCACACGGUUUCUUUCCCAACUUUCCUCCUCGCGACUGUUCUUUCCCUUCCUAAACUACUCGUUCAUAUCUUCAUUGGUUCUCGACUCGGCGAUCUAUCUUCUAGCAGCAUGGACAAGACAUCGAGAUUGAUCAAUUAUCUCACCAUCUUCAUCGGUGGCCUCCUGUUUAUCAUAGCCACGUGGUAUGUGUACAAGAAGACUAACAAAAUAGCCAAAGCAGCUGCGAAAAGACGCAGCAGAACGAUCAAUGAAGGUCUGGGAAACGAUAGUGAAGUGUUUUUGCAAGAUGAAGAAGUGAAGAUUGAGAUGGGUGUUGCUGGACGCGCUAACGAGGACAGUGAAAGUUCUGGAACUGAGGACGAGAGGUGA
Messenger RNA from Paraglomus brasilianum, 870 nucleotides. Lineage: Eukaryota; Fungi; Glomeromycota; Glomeromycetes; Paraglomerales; Paraglomeraceae. The record is from the annotation of a GenBank genome assembly.